Messenger RNA from Uloborus diversus, 3718 nucleotides. It is a transcript of the gene Cul4, whose product is annotated as cullin-4A-like. Gene Ontology annotation, molecular function: ubiquitin protein ligase binding. The record is from RefSeq and is a predicted model, not a curated record. Bases 172 to 2496 code for a protein of 774 amino acids. Gene Ontology annotation, cellular component: Cul4-RING E3 ubiquitin ligase complex. Gene Ontology annotation, biological process: protein ubiquitination; DNA damage response; ubiquitin-dependent protein catabolic process. The transcript has 2 exons. Lineage: Eukaryota; Metazoa; Arthropoda; Arachnida; Araneae; Uloboridae.
ACCGUAAUCAAAGAGGCAUGAAUUGAGCUUGAGACACAAUCUAUCGGUGAUAAUUUAUAUUGUGAUGAUUUGUUUGUAUUAUUAUUGUUUAGUUAGAAAAUAUAAAUUACUGCUACAAUAAGAUAAGCAAAACAAUAUUUCUUUUUGCUGUACGAAAAAUGAGUUGUUAAAAUGAAUGUAAAUGUCUGUAACUCGCAGGUGGAUUCUGAUUGGUCAAUGAAAAACAUGAACAUGGAUUCUCACGAAGCAAUGAGUGACAUUGUGAGCUCAAAAAAGAAUGGACUUUCUGUUCCAAACUAUUCAUAUGCUUCUCCGCUUUUAAGUAAACCCGGUGCUACAAAAAAGUUGGUCAUAAAAAACUUUGAAAAACCAAAAUUACCUGAAAAUUACAAACAACAGACUUGGGACAAGCUUAAAAAUGCCGUUGUAGCUAUUCAGACUUCUAAACCUAUUAGUACCUCGCAGGAAGAACUGUAUCAAGCCGUGGAAAAUUUAUGCUCCAAUAACAUGGCUGCUUUUCUGUAUGAUGGCCUAAGAGUUUUAUGUGAGACACACAUUAAAAAGAAUGUUGAUCAGUUUUUACCAGAAUCUAUGGACAGUGUAUAUUUUUUGAAACUAAUGAAUGAGUUUUGGCAGGAUCAUUGUCGCCAAAUGAUCAUGAUUCGAAGUAUUUUUUUGUUCCUUGAUCGCACAUACAUUUUACAGAGUCCCGGCAUUUCUUCACUAUGGGAUAUGGGAUUGGAUAUGUUUCGAAUACAUAUUGUUUCAAAUCCCCUCGUCCAGACCAGAAUCGUCGAUGGGAUACUGAUGAUUGUUGACAAAGAAAGAAACGGCCAAGCCAUUGAUAGAAGUUUGUUAAAAAACUUACUUAGAAUGCUUUUGGAUUUGCAAAUUUAUCAGGAUGUGUUCGAGGUAAAGUUCCUCCAAACUACGGAGGAAAUGUAUGCAUCUGAAGGGCAGCAAAAAAUGCAAGAAUUGGAAGUCCCUCUGUACUUGCAGCAUGUGGAUAGGAGGUUGAGCGAAGAGUGGGAAAGACUGCUUCAUUACCUCGACCAGUCUACAAAGAAACCUCUCAUUCAGUGUGUAGAGAAACAAUUGCUAGGCGAGCAUUUAGGUCCGCUGUUGCAGAAGGGACUCGAUCUGCUGCUGGAAGAGAACCGGAUUGUUGAUCUUAAACUGAUGUAUGAUCUUUUCUCUAGGGUCAAGGACGGACUUCCGCAGUUAUGUUCUCACUUUAAUCUGUACAUAAAAAAGCAAGGAAGAGUCAUAGUGAGCAAUCCUGAGAAAGAUAAAACAAUGGUUCAAGAACUUCUCGAGUUCAAAGAUCAGUUAGAUGUCAUCGUUAAUCAGUGUUUUCAGAAAAAUUUAAAAUUCUUGAACACUCUAAAAGAAGCCUUUGAAUAUUUUGUCAACCAAAGACCUAACAAGCCUGCCGAGUUAAUUGCAAAGUACCUCGACUUGAAGCUACGAGCGGGCAACAAGGAAGCGACAGAAGAGGAGCUAGAAAUGCUUUUAGAUAAAAUUAUGGUGUUGUUCAGAUAUAUUCAUGGAAAAGAUGUAUUUGAAGCUUUCUAUAAGAAAGAUUUGGCGAAACGAUUGCUGGUCGGUAAAAGUGCUUCAGUCGAUGCCGAAAAAUCCAUGCUGUCUAAACUUAAACAAGAGUGUGGUGCUGCAUUCACUAGCAAACUAGAAGGUAUGUUCAAAGAUAUGGAGAUAUCUAAGGAGUUGAUGGGAGCUUUCAAACAGCAUUUACAAAAUGUUAAAGUUCCUGGCAACAUAGAUAUGACUGUUAGUGUUUUAACAAUGGGAUAUUGGCCGACUUACCCUCCAAUAGAAGUACAGAUGCCGCCUGAUAUGAUAAAAUAUCAAGAAAUAUUCAAAAAGUUUUACUUGGGUAAGCAUAGUGGACGUAAACUGUUGUGGCAACCUAGUUUGGGCCAUUGUGUUCUGAGAGCGGUUUUCACCGGUGGUAACAAAGAACUUCAAGUCUCCUUGUUUCAAGCCCUAGUUCUUCUGAUGUUUAAUAAGGAGGAUUCUUAUUCCUUCGAAGAGAUAAAGCAGACUACGGCUAUCGAAGAUGGAGAACUGAGGAGAACUUUACAGUCGUUAGCUUGCGGUAAGGCCAGGGUCUUGCAAAAGAGUCCUCGAAGCAAGGAUGUGGAAGAUGAUGACAAAUUUAUCUAUAAUGCCGAAUUCAAAAAUAAAUAUUAUAGAAUAAAAAUUAAUCAAAUACAGAUGAAAGAGACGCAGGAAGAGCAGUCUAUCACUCAGGAGAGAGUUUUCCAAGACCGCCAGUACCAGAUAGAUGCUGCAAUUGUGCGUAUAAUGAAAAUGAGGAAGUCUCUGUCGCAUAAUCUUCUCAUUACCGAGCUAUACGACCAGUUGAAAUUUCCGGUAAAACCCACCGAGUUGAAAAAGCGUGUCGAGAGCCUGAUUGAUCGGGAUUAUCUACAGAGGGAUAAAGAUAAUACGAAUCAGUAUCAUUACGUUGCAUAAACUAACUCUGCCUAUAUUCAACUCAUGUAUCAGUUCUGUAGGCCAAAUUAAGCUAACAGCCAUAAUGUGUGUUAUCCAUCGCUUCUCAUGUUGAUUUCUUCCACUCUAGCUUUGAUUAUUUUGAAGAGAAUUUUAAGGUGAUUGAAGUGUUUCAUUUACGUCACUGUUUGUAGCGAUUGUCGAUAUUUAAAAUGGAAAUUAAUCCGUGGUUCACUGCUGGACUGAUGAGGUAAAAUUGGAUUUGAAUUUUGAAUGCUGUGUAGCUUUUUUUCUUUCCAGGGAAAAUGCAAUGAGUGCAAAACAUUUUGUCUGUUAAGUCCAUGGGAAAUAAUUAAAUUAUCUAACACUAAAAUUGGGCUCUGUUGUAAUUUUGUUUAAAAAGCAAGUUUGAAUAAAUUCAUGACUGUCUUGUUUCUAGUGAAAACGGCACUGUUAAUAUGGUUUGAACUUCUUGGUGCAUUAUUCCACUUUUUAACUUUAUUAGUCUAAUUUUAACAGUUUAACUUUCAUUUUUACUCCAGUAAUAAGUGUACCUGCAUUAUUUUAAAAUGUAAAAUUUGAAAGGGUUGGAAUAUACAAAAUCUUUACCUAAAACUUGAUUCAGAUUUUUUUUUUAAAUUCGUCAAUACUAAAAUUCAAAAAUAUAUGCCGUCUUGAAAUGACAUUAAAUGUUGUUAACAUAAAGAUAGAAAAUAAAAGAUACAAUCAAUAUGUAUAUAAAUAAAACCAUUUUUGGUAAGCAAAAAAUAUAAUCUAAUGCAUUUUCUCAUCAGUAAGUUUCAACUGUACAAUAUUAAAAAUGUACUAUUCUUUCAAAGAUAAUUUUGAUGCUUUGCAAUAUUUUCCUUUAUUUUAUUGAUUUAUUGGGGAUUGUGUAAGUUACUUAGUGUUUUUAAAUAUUUGCUUUCUUUUCUUUUUUUUUUUUCAUUUAAGCUAUUGUCCGCUUUAAAAGGAACGCAUCGAGUAAAGGAAAGUGAAAAAUCUAGAUGUGUAUAGAACACUACAUUUUAUAAUCAAAGUUUCACCUCUUCUCUCAGAGUUGCUUUUCAAUAUUUUACUGUAAAAUAAAUAACUAUUUAAGACUUGAAAAACUGUUUUUUACUCUUAUAAAUUUACUCCAUUAUUAAAUUAUGAAAUAGAUUAAAAUAUUGAAUUUUGGCUUAAAAUUCCUUGAAGUUAUUCUUUUAUUUCUUUAGACAAAUAAAAUGGUGUUAACUUUGAA